Molecule: messenger RNA, 4154 nt
Organism: Bombyx mori (domestic silkworm)
Lineage: Eukaryota; Metazoa; Arthropoda; Insecta; Lepidoptera; Bombycidae
Gene: Sir-1
Product: sid-1-related gene1
Biological process (GO): RNA transport
Cellular component (GO): lysosome; plasma membrane
Molecular function (GO): double-stranded RNA binding; RNA transmembrane transporter activity
Source: RefSeq, marked provisional
AUUCAAUCAACAACAUAACCUAUUAAUGUGUUGUCCUCCAAAUGAAUCAUUUUACUUAUCUUUGAAGAAUAGAUAAUUUCACAAGUGAUAUCUAUAAAUUUUAUGGACCGAUGACUAUACAAAUAAGUCGAAAAAAAUAUGUAACCAAUAGAUAGAUACCCAAUUCAAAUAGUUCCUAAAAUUAGCUAGUACAAAUAAUGAAAUAACGUUGACGAACACGAUUCGUUCUUAGUUAGUGUGAAAUUAUUAAAAUAAGAACAAUGAUGGGAUAUCGAAAGAUAUUAUUGUUAAUGCUAAUUAAAAUAUCAUAUUGUUUUAAAAACAGCGUUAACUUAGCUGUGAAUAGAACAUUUCAGUACAAUAUAUAUAAUUACGACACUUGGAUUAAUUUACAAGUAAACAACACCAUUGAACAAAUUUUAGACUUUACCGAGGACUCUGAUAAGCUCCUUGGUUUCCCUACAAGAGUUCACGUAACAACUAAUAGUACACUCACAAGUGAUCAUCCUCUAUUCAUUACGGCCACACAACAGAAAGGCGUGUCCUCAUGGGAACUCCCGUUGGUGCUACAGACAGACGAUUACUUCUUGAUGCUAAACGACAUGGGCAGGACUUUGUGCCCUCACGAUGCAGGUUCAGACAUAAGAAGAGAGAGUCCUCCAACUGUACAGCUGACGACGUCCAGUAGCGCUAACGUAUCCGUCGACAUAAAACUGAAGAGGGUCGAAGAUUUCUACAUAGAACUGGGCAAGGUAAAUGAGGUGAUCGUAAACCCGAGCUCGCCAAGGUACUAUUACUUUUCUUUCGAUCAAAACCCUUGGAACGUGAGCCACGCCGCAGGCGGACCCCUCGACGGCACGCAACGAUAUAAUUAUAACAUACCGAAAAGUGUGAUACUAGUAAUAGAAUCGGACGACGAAAUCUGCGCUACGGUGUCCAUACAGAAUAAUUCGUGUCCCGUGUUCGACAACGAGAGAGAGGUCAAAUACAAAGGAUACCACCUGACGAUGAGCAGCCAGGGGGGGAUCACGCUCACCCAAGCAAUGUUCCCGUCGGGAUUUUACGUGGUGCUGAUAGUGCGACAGAGCGAUGCGGACUGCACGGGCGCGAGCGAGACGGAGGACGCUCCCAAAUCCUUCCCCGCCAAGCGCAGCAAGACAUUCAGGUUGAAGAUAAUAGCGACGAUAUCCUACCAGGAGUACCUAGUGGGCGCGCUGGUGAGUGCGGCGCUGGUGCUGCUAGUGGCGCUCUUCGUGCUGGCGCUGCUGCUGCCCUGUCCCUGCAGGUGCACAGAGGAGGUGACCGUCGUGGUGGAGGAGAGCUCGCCGUCGACGUCACGGGAGGACAGCGCGGAGACGGACACGCAGCCCAUACUGGAGGCGGGUGCCGCCGAUGAGUCUUGGUCGCGGGAGCACGCCCUGACAGUCGGCAAGCUGACGCGGGCCCCGCCCGACACGCUGGCCAGGAGAUCAGACAGGUACUUCUGGGGCGCCCUGACGCUGGCGGUGGUGUACGCGCUGCCCGUGGUGCAGCUGCUGCUCACGUACCAGCGCAUGGUGUUCCAGACCGGCGACCAGGACCUGUGCUACUACAACUUCCUGUGCGCCCACCCGCUCGGCACGCUCUCGGACUUCAACCACGUGUUCUCCAACGUCGGCUACGUGCUGCUCGGCGCCGUGUUCGCGGGCCAGGUCCGCUUCAGGCAGGUCAAGAGCAGGCAGCGGCCCGAGAACUUGGGCAUCCCCCAGCACUACGGGCUGCUGUACUCGAUGGGCCUGGCCCUCAGCAUGGAGGGCCUCCUGUCGGCCUGCUACCACCUCUGCCCUAACAAAAUGAACUUCCAAUUUGACUCGUCGUUCAUGUACGUGAUAGCCGUGCUGGUCACACUCAAGCUGUACCAGAACAGGCACUCCGACAUCAUUCCGAGCGCGCACUCCACCUUCAUGAUCCUGGCCGUCAUCAUGACGAUCGGCUUGUUCGGGAUCCUGCACCCCAGCGCGGGGUUCGCGGCCAGCUUCACGCUGCUGCACCUGGGGGCGUGUCUGGUGCUCACACUCAAGAUAUACUACGCCGGGAGGUUCAAAAUGGACCGGCGCGUGCUCCUGCGCGCGUACGCGCACGUGGCGGCGCGCGGCUGGCGGUCGCUGCUGCCCGCGCACCCCUACCGCGCCGGCCUGCUGGGCCUCGCCAACCUGGCCAACUGGUCGCUGGCGGGAUACAGCGUCUACUCGCACCACAACACAGAUUUGGCAAGACAGCUCCUCGCUAUUCUCAUGGGCAACGCCAUUCUGUACACCAUGUUUUAUAUGGUAAUGAAACUGGUGAACCGAGAGAGGAUCCUGGCCAGGACCUGGAUGUACUGUAUCCUGGCCCACGUGGCCUGGUUCUUGGCCCUGCGACUGUUCUUGGACUCGAAGACCAAGUGGUCGGAAACUCCGGCGCAGUCCCGGCAGCACAACGCGCCGUGCUCCUCGCUGUCUUUCUACGACACGCACGACCUUUGGCACGGCGUCUCCGCGGCAGCCCUGUUCCUGUCCUUCAACAUGCUGCUGACCAUGGACGACGCGCUGCGGGAUACCCCGAGGGACCAAAUACCCACGUUUUGAGAGGCCAAGAUGCGGUGGCAAGACUUGUGUUACAUAGUAUACACGGCGACCGCUUUUCACUACAUUAUUUUGAAACAGAAAUGUAUCUAUAAAUUGAAGGCGUUUGUUCUGUUUGUUUAUGCGACACCAUGCAAAGACUUAGUUACACAGUUCAGUUGGGAUUUCGACCGCAUGUCUCAAGCUGGACUCAAGGUUAUGUCCUCGUGCGGUAGGUUACCUCCCAACAACAGGUGCGCCGAGAGUUCGUUCAUCCUUCAUGCUAUAAAUACUGAACUCAUUUUAAAUGUUUUCUAUUAUUAUUUAAAAGCGUAUGAUUCGAAUCACAAUAAAGCAUUGUGUGCACGUGUAUCUCGAAAAAGCGAUUUCUAUUAGCGCGUAUAAUUUGUAAUUUUUUCUCGACGAUUGGUGACCAUGUAAAACUCGAUUAAUUUAGAAUUAAUUAAUUGUUAUUAAUAUAUUAAAUUAAGUUUUCUGAAAUGUAUUAUUAGUUGUAAGACUAAUGUGUCCGUCACUGGGACUUUUUGGUGGGAACGCGACGAGAGGUUGUCAUUUGUUUUUUUUUGUGUUUUUUAUAAUUGUUAAUAUGUCAAAAUAGUACUAGUAAUUGUAGUUUCUUUUUUCCAACUGGAAAGGCAAAGGUAUCAUUCCAUACAGCCUGAUUUUUUAUAUUUUUUUUAUAUGGUAAAUGAUGUUAUAAAAUGAAAUAAAGUUAAAUAAUAUGAAACGUGAUAUGAACUGAAAUGAGAUGAAAUGAGAUGAGAUGAUAUAGGAUGAAAUAUAAUCUCAGUAAAAUGGGGGUCAUUUACUGAGAUUUUUUCAGUGGACUUUUUGAAAAAUUCCGAGAAGCUACGUUCAGCGGCUUUGUUUCAUUUUCCUACAUUUGUGUACUUUCACAGAUACUAAAUAGUUAAUAAAUCACCGCUAUUACACAUUUCAACCUGAAGAAAUACUAAAUAGACUAAAUAAAUAACAAAUCGCACAACUUCACUUCUUGCGUUCCCGCCAAAAAGUCCAAAAAGCUGUCAAAAUAGUGGCUGUCAACUGUCUAGCGUCUGUCAACGUGCACGAGUGUUGUGUGGAGAUCACAGAUACAGUGGCGUAGCGAUCUAAACUCGUCCUGGCCACAAUACCUUUUUAGCCGCCCCCCGACCCAUACCUAUUCGAAAACCAUUUAAUAUGAUAUUUAUAUUUUACAUAUCAUAUUAAAUGGUCGCAAUCUAUUCUAAUCUAUCGUCGCAAAUUAAUAAACAAAUAAAGUAAAAUAGAUAAAGUCAUAGGCUCAAGCUAGGCUUAAAAGUUGAGACGAAAAAUGAAGUUGAGGAAACAAGACUACAUUUCGAAUUUUGAAUUAAUAUGAUCAUCUAGAAUUAGUUCAAAAAAUACCUGUUAUUUAUUUUAAAAAUAUUUAUAAAAGAAUAUUUAAAAAAUACUCAGUUUUAAAACAGUAACAAGGUUAAGGUUAAUUUAGAUUAUUAAUAUUCCUUUUUUUAUUUACGAAUUGACAUUUAUAAUAUUGCAUCUACGAAUAAUAAAACUAUGGAACAGUAA